AUGGUCUGGGAUCCGUGGCUCAUCGUAGCGCAGAUCGCGUGUCUACAGUCGUUAUUCUACCUCUCUCUCGGCGUUUUCCUGUGGCUCUUCGUCGGGUCGCACGUUCCGCGAUUCACGCUCAAGUAUUUCUUCGACUACUCCGUGAUUUCGCCGUCCAGCUUCGUCGGCUGGUGCUGCAUAUUCGCGUUUCUGGCGAACGCGUUUGUAGGCGCCUUUUACCUGGUAGUAGUGGUGGAGCGAACCAAGAAGUGCCUUGACUUUGCAGCCACGGUGCAUCUGCUGCACGCGCUGCUCUGCCUGCUCUACGCGCGCGUCCCCUCCUCCUUCUCCUUCUGGCUCACCUCCUUCCUCUCCUGCCUGCUCAUGACUCUCCUCGGGGAAUGGCUGUGCUUGCAACGGGAGCAACGAGAGAUUCCACUUUCCACCACCGGAGGUGCUGGAGGAGCAGCGGGAUCGAGUCGGGCCUGA
This is a messenger RNA of Closterium sp. Naga37s-1, 468 nucleotides long. NCBI's taxonomy places the organism in Eukaryota, Viridiplantae, Streptophyta, Zygnematophyceae, Desmidiales, Closteriaceae. The record is from the annotation of a GenBank genome assembly.